Molecule: messenger RNA, 3706 nt
Organism: Numida meleagris (helmeted guineafowl)
Lineage: Eukaryota; Metazoa; Chordata; Aves; Galliformes; Numididae
Gene: ENKD1
Product: enkurin domain containing 1
Exons: 12
Coding region: 883-1995 (370 amino acids)
Cellular component (GO): cytoplasmic microtubule
Source: RefSeq, a predicted model, not a curated record
AUAGCUGAAGAGUCUGCCCUGAACCUCAAACACUGGAUAUUAACCCUCGGGUCCUGCCCGCCCUCCUGCAGCUCGUGUCUGCUGGCAGGUCGUGGGUGGACAUCUGUUCAGUUGGAGAGGAGUUUCUCUCUGAGGCAGGGCAUUCUUCAUGCAGCUGUGUGCUUGUGUGUGAUUUGGCCAAGCUGAAACCUCCAUGGCAGACCUGAAGAGAGCUUCCAGCUGGGGCUGAUCUCCUGUGCUGCCACCUGGGCAGCCUGGCUGUGACCAAGCAGGAGGUGGAUCUUCUGCCAGGACUUGCUUUCCCCCUCGAAUUUGGCUCGUGAAGCACAAAGCCGAGCUCGUGCUUCGACUGCGCGUGAGGCAGCGGCUCCCGGCCGGGGACGCGGCUCUGGCUCCUGCUGCUCCCCUCGUGCUUGCUCCAGUGGCUCUCUGGUCCCUGCGUGGAGUUACACCUGGGUGGGAUGCGGUCUGUGCAUCCCAGCUGUCAGAGGGAGCCCUAAGGUUUCUCUGCCAGCCCCGUUUUCUAGCCCUGCUGUCCCAGUACCCCUGUGGUGGGCAAGAGCUGAAGGUUUGGCUGCUGCGUCCUAGGGCCCGAUGGUGCAGGUGCUGGGGGCUGUGUCCUGCACGGGAGGGUUUGCUGCGAGUACCCAGAUAGGCAAAGCUCUGUUGUAAUAAGGUUGUGUGAUCUUGUGAGAUCCAAACCCGGAGGCAACGUGACUUGCAAAUCAGGGAGUGGGUGUCGUUUGCAGCGGGGCAGGGUGCAGCUGAGACGUGAAAUGGGACCUAAGUGCAGGCCCUGAUUUCAGUCUGUCAUUUUGCACCUCAAUUACUGGCUUUGGAGGCGAGUUCGCAUCAAGAUCUCAGAUAGACAGAAGCAGCAGAAUGUGUGAAGGGCCGUCCAGGAUUUCUGGACCCAUUCCUCCAGACCCUACCCUCUUCCCGGACUAUUACAGACGCCCUUUCUCAGCUCGAGGGAGGCUGGAAGGGAAUGCUCAGCAGCUGGAUUUUACCUCCCAGCCCCUGGACUCAGCUCUCAGCUCACGCCAUGCUCCGAGCAGCGCCCGCCAGCCCCUGCCAGCCCCUCGCAUUCGCCCCAGCGGAAGGGACUUCUUGGAGAAGGGGCAGAAGGGGACGCUCGGCCUCCUGCUGCAGCUCGACGGGCUCUCCCUUGGUGGGGGUCUGCCGGCAAAGAGGAACGAGUCCAAGGACCACGAGAAGGAAAACGUGAGGCGAAUUAAGGAGAUUCAGAAGAAGUGCAAAGAGAGGGAGCGAGCCCAGGAGCACGGCCAGCCCAAGCCCGUGAAAGCUCUGUGGAAAUCCCAGAAAUACGAAAACGUGGAGUCAAAGGUGAAGGCCAGACUGCAGGAGAGCUCCCCACCUCCGAACCCAGAGGCUCUGAAAUUCCUGCGGGCGUAUUCUCGCUGCGGCCCCGGGAUCAGGCCGGGCAGGCCGCACUCCCCAGGCCCUGCCAGAAUGAAAGCAGGGGCAGGCACUGAGGCUCUGCAGGCGCUGCGUCCUGAAACCAAGAUGCAGGUGGAGGGCAAUAGCAUCGACUUCAUCAAGCACAACGCCCGCAACGCCAAGCGGGCCCCGCUGCGGCGCUCCCACUCACUGCAGGCGCUGGCUGAGCUGCUGGGACAGAAGCAGCGGGAGCAGGAGGAGUACAACGCCAAGCAGAAGGGCCACGUCCCCCAGUACCUGCUGGAGAGGAAGGAGCAGUGGCGCAGGCAGAUGGAGGAGCAGCUGCGGAGCCGGCCGGAUCCCGACACUCCACCCGGCCAUACCAUGAUGCCCGAGGGCCAGCGGCUGGAGACGCUCGGCAAUCUGAAGCAGAGCCAGGAGCAGCUGAUAAAGGACCUGUUGAUGCUGCCGAUGCGUGCAGACACCCUCAGCAUUCAGAAGAGGCGGGUGGAGCUGGAGAGGAAGCUCUCCCAGAUAGAGGAGGCCCUCAAAAUUUUCUCCAGGCCCAAGGUCUUCAUCAAGCUGGACUCCUGAGCCCACGGGGCUGCGAGCGGUGCGCUGCUCUGCGUGAGCAUCCCAGGGAAGGGAAGGAGAGGAAGGCAGAUCCAGGACCCUGUGCCUGCAGUGGUGUCGGUACCGUGUGCGACGUGCGGUUGGCACCUCUCGCUCUUGCUCCCGGCGCUGUGUCUCAUCCAGGGAAAUGGGAGGGAGAGGAGCUAAUUGACUCUGCUGUGCAGCGUGGAGAACAGUUGUCCCCGUGCUGGUUGACUUCUCACAGAGAUCAGCCGUCUGUUUGGAAUCGAUGGGGUAGAUCUCAUCGCGUCUUGUUUUCCCAUUUCUAGAAACUGGCAGGAGGUCCCCAUGCUGCUGCCUCCGGAGUUGCUUGUCCUUCUGUUUCCCCCAGGGCACGGCUCAUUCUGGGCACUGCAGACUUGGCUGCACUCAGGGCCUGUGCCCCAGGCUCCGUGCUGCUCCAUCCUAAGCACGCAGCCGGUGCCUCUGCGUCCUCUGUCCUGCUGCGUGCGCUCAGUAGCUCAAGGACAGCAAAAAGGCACAGAGCUCCAGCACUUCCCACUCAGAGAAGGGCUGGGGUAGAAGGAGGGACCUGCUGGGGUGCCUGGAGAAGCUGCUGUCUGUGGGGCAGGAUGCGCUCCAAUAAAGCGUGGUUUUCCUCCACUGGUGUGACCUGUUGGGCUCAGUGGGGCCUCAGGAGUGGUGGUGGGCAGCAGAAAGCAGCAGUGCUGAUGCAGUGCAGCCAGGAGAGCUGUGAGACCCCAAAGUGAGCAGAGCACGGCCAGGCACGUGCCAUUGUGCAGGUGAGCUCUGCCUCUGUACCAUCAAAUGCCCCAUAGGGACUUCAGCAGCUCUAUGUAGGGAUCCUGCUUUGUGGAGCAAAGGAAGGUUCAGCCCAGAGGGCAUCACUGGAGGGUUCUGGUCCAUCUGCUGCCCAGAGCAGGGCCAGCUGCACAGCUUAGGGCCUUAUCCAGCUUGCUUGGGAAAAUCUCUGCCAGCACUGCAAAUGCUGCGUGCAGCUGCACUGCUGCAGGCUUUCCCCCAUCCCAGGGCAGGAUCUGGGGCUUACCAGGGUGGUGAGAUGUUGCCGAGCAGCCUCAUCCUGUGCCCUGGGCUGUUGGGGGACAGUGCUGCUGCCAAGCCCCGAGGAAGCUUGGGGGGUGGAGGAGGCGAGGUACCAGCCAGGAAAUGGCCCCACUCCUCCUCGGGGCUGUCCCUGGGGCAUCACCACCAUGCUGCGAGCAGCCCCAGCCCUGCUGCAGUGCACUCCCUGCCAUAAACAAGCCCUGACUAACCAGCUCUGCUGUCUGCAUCUCUCUCCUGCCUGUCUGGGGCCCGGCUCAGUGGCCACAGGGAGCUGCGCCCAGCUCAGCCCUCGCAGUCCCAUAGAGCUGUGGGUCCUCCUCCCCUUGUAAGUCAGAUGUCACCGCACAGCAGCACCCACGACAGGACUCUGCUUGCCCUGGGUGCAAGGGCUCGCUGUGCCCAAAGCAGCCUGAGCACAUGCUGUAGUACAGCUCUGCGAUUAGCCUCGCCGGACUCACCCAGAGAGCAGCAAAGCCACGUGUGUGCAGAAUUGUGAGGGACACACCUGCCCCAUCCCACAGCACCGAACCCAUUUGCUGUCCUGGAGGGAGACUUUGCUGGCCCCUGCAGCAACGCGAAUGAUGGACAAACGGGGCGUUUUCUAGAAAAGGUUUUACUGUCCAUUGCAAUAUAUUACUUGAUGAUG